AUGCUUCUCCGUCUGCCGUACAGCUUGCACUACCCGAUAACAAUCACGUCGUUGCUUAAAAGCGCGGGUGAUGAGGUUAAAAAGGAUGAGGCGUUGUUUCGGUAUAACUACAAGACUAAGGUUGAAGAAAUAAACAUAUGGGGCGAGACGGAAUGGAAGGAACGGAAUUUCCCUACUCGUUUUGAGUCGACCGUUGAUGGUCAGGUUGAGGAGUGGAAGAUUUGCGAAGGAGAUAUUAUUGAUGGACCGAUGGAUGUUGUAGAAAUCGCCGAGCCUUGUGCUCACGAGGUUCAAUAUGGUGGAAUGUGUGCUGAGUGUGGAAAGGACAUGACUGAAGCAUCCUACAAUACCGAAAUGAUGGACUCCAUGCGCGCUCCGAUUCAGAUGUCCCAUGACAAUACCGCCUUGACUGUCAGUGAGAAGGAGGCUAAUCGUGUUGAAGAAGAUGCCAAGCGUCGUCUUUUGGCAUCCAAGCGUCUCUCGCUUGUAGUAGAUCUUGAUCAGACCAUCAUCCAUGCCACCGUAGAUCCUACCGUUGGAGAAUGGAAAGAGGACAAGGAUAACCCCAACUACGAAGCACUAAGGGAUGUCAGGCAAUUCAGAUUGAUCGACGACGGACCGGGAAUGCGCGGCUGUUGGUACUACAUCAAACUCCGGCCCGGACUGGAAGAUUUCCUGCAGAAUAUCGCAGAGCUGUAUGAAUUGCAUAUCUACACCAUGGGCACUCGUGCAUAUGCACAAAACAUUGCAGAUAUCAUUGAUCCGACACGCAAGCUUUUCGGAGAUCGAAUUCUAAGUCGCGAUGAAAGUGGAAGCUUGACAGCCAAAAACCUCCACCGUCUAUUCCCAACUGACACAAAAAUGGUUGUCAUCAUUGAUGAUCGCGGUGAUGUGUGGAGUUGGAACAAAAACCUCAUAAAAGUUUCUCCUUAUGAUUUCUUUGUGGGGAUCGGAGACAUUAACUCCAGUUUCUUGCCGCAGAAGCAGGAUAUUGGUGAAACGAAUAAUAAGGCGGUCGCCAAGUCCCCGAAGCCUGAAACGAAGGAAGAUCAUGCCAACGGAGCAGUUGACAAACCGACUGGAGAAGGUGAUGUUUCCGCAUUAGCACAACUUGUCACGAUGGGCGGUGGCGAUGAUCCAAGAUUGCGGGCAGAACAGACCAACGCCCAGGAGGAAACUAUCUUGCACCAAGUCGAAGAUCGCCCACUGCUACAAAAACAAAAAGAAUUAGAUGCAGAAGAUGACGGCUCAGCUGAGAGCCACGAGUCCACUUCUAGUAUUGAAGAACCCCAAGAAAACAAACACCGACACCACCUACUUGAAGAUCAUGAUCGAGAGCUCUUCCAACUACAAGAACGACUGGAGCAAGUGCACGCCAAAUUCUUCGAUGAAUACGACAGAACACGUACUAGUGGUCUUGGGGGCCGUGUGGCAGCUCUGAGGGGGGAGAGAGCGCCCUUGAAAGACAAGGACGUUGACUUAAAGCUGGUCCCUGAUGUCAAGGAUAUCAUGCCCAAAAUAAAAUCUCGGAUUCUCGGGGGAAUUGUCGUUGUUUUUUCUGGCGUUCUUCCUCUGGGGACAGAUACCAAGAAUGCUGAUAUCUCUCGUUGGGCGAUGAGCUUUGGCAUUGUCAUUUCGUCAAGAAUAAACGGCCGGACGACUCAUCUCGUAGCUGGCCGAAACCGAACUGCUAAGGUGCGCGAAGCUACACGAUGGCCCGACGUCAAGAUCGUCACAACGCAGUGGCUUCUAGACUCCUUAGUAAGUUGGAGGCAUCUAGAUGAAGAGCCUUACCUACUUCCCGUUCAUCCAGACGACCGUGGUGAGCCCCUUUCGCCCAAGUCACGAGAACUCGCCGACAGCUCCUGGUUGUCGUCUUCAGACGAGGCGACAGGCUCCAUGUUCACCGAAGACGAAGGCAAUCCCGAUUCAGAAGACAUUUUUAGAGAGACGGGGCUGGAUGACCAUUCGCCUGUCGGAUAUGACGAAAACGAACAGGCAGCUGUACAUGACGAACUUAGGGAUUUCCUCGGCAGUGAUGACGAGAGCGAGAGCGACAACGAUGCGGGGGGAGAUGACUCGGCCGCAGCGAGUAAGAAACGGAAACGCGGCGAAGGAGCAGAUGUAGGCACCGAUGACGAGUCUACCGAGGAUGAGGAUGAUGAAGACAAACAAGGCUCUCGGCUCUCGCAACGGAUCAAGCGUUCAUACGAGCGAAGCACUGGCCUUCGAGAAGUCGCGAGUGUUGCAACAACCGAGAACAACGGAUUACCUUCCAGAGAACGGGCGGAGCAGGAGCAAGACAUCGACAAAGCAGCUGCCAGUAACGCUGGCUCUGAUGACGGGCAUCCCGAGAACCCAGAUGAUGACGAAGAUGAUCUGGAACGAGAGAUGCUUGCUGCAUUUGAGAAUGACGAGGACGAGGCUGGAGACGAGGACAUUGUUGAUGAGAAUGAAUGA
Messenger RNA from Penicillium angulare, 2460 nucleotides. RefSeq names its product protein-serine/threonine phosphatase (gene fcpA). Gene Ontology annotation, molecular function: RNA polymerase II CTD heptapeptide repeat phosphatase activity. Gene Ontology annotation, cellular component: nucleus. Bases 1 to 2460 code for a protein of 819 amino acids. NCBI's taxonomy places the organism in Eukaryota, Fungi, Ascomycota, Eurotiomycetes, Eurotiales, Aspergillaceae. The record is from RefSeq and is a predicted model, not a curated record. The transcript is spliced from 3 exons.